Syngnathus typhle (broad-nosed pipefish) is the source of this 2330-nucleotide messenger RNA. It is a transcript of the gene nup88, whose product is annotated as nucleoporin 88. The record is from RefSeq and is a predicted model, not a curated record. The coding region runs from base 39 to 2192 and encodes 717 amino acids. Gene Ontology annotation, cellular component: nuclear pore. The transcript has 3 exons. NCBI's taxonomy places the organism in Eukaryota, Metazoa, Chordata, Actinopteri, Syngnathiformes, Syngnathidae. Gene Ontology annotation, molecular function: structural constituent of nuclear pore. Gene Ontology annotation, biological process: mRNA export from nucleus; ribosomal small subunit export from nucleus; protein import into nucleus.
UGAAGCUCCGCCCCUUUCUGCUUUGAAAACUUAUCAAAAUGGCGGCGUUCGGUACGGACCGCUGGCUCAAUAGUUUGGCAAACCACGAUAUUUUCAAGAAAAUACGCGACGGGUUGGACUCGGAGCCCAAAACUUCAGAGCGAGCGCUCGCUAAGAACCUCACCUUUUGUUUGGGGGCCGAUUUUUUCUUAUGGGAUGACGUGGAGCGCGUCUUUUACACGACCAACCUACGCCAGUUGAACGUCGCGGAGGAGCACGGCGAGAGCUUCCAGACGCUGCUGUGCCUCAACCCGCCUCGCUUCCCUGUGUGCCAACUUCUCCUUAGCCCCACGCAUGGCCACGUUGCGCUGGUGGGCCAGCGUGGCGCCACGGUGCUGGAGCUCCCGCAGCGGUGGGGCAAGAGGUCAGAGUUCGAGGGCGGAAGCAGCCGCGUCAACUGCAGGACUACCCCGGUGGCCGAACGCUUCUUUACCAGCUCGCCGUCAGUGAGUCUGCGCCAGGCGGCCUGGUACCCGAGCGAGACCGGGGAACCGAUGCUAGUGCUCCUGACGUCCGACAACACCAUCCGCUUUUAUGGCUUGCGGGCCCCCCUGGCCCCUGUCAAAGUGGUGCAAGUGUCUGAUGACGACGGUGGCAACGUUUGCGCAACUGCCCGCUCCUACGCGGCCUCGCUGGGGGAGAUCGCCGUGGCCUUUGAUUUUGGCCCGGUGACCCAUGUCAGGGAGAGGCCCGUAUACCCACUCUACAUCCUCUACGAGAACGGCGAGACGUACCUGUGCCACACCAGCCAGACGAAUAGGGUGAGCGUGAGCAAGCGCGUUGGUCCCCUGCCCAUGUACCCGGCAGCCGAGGACAACUACGGCUACGACGCCUGCGCAAUCCUCUGCCUGCCAUGCGUGCCCAGCAUCCUGGUCAUCGCCACGGAGACGGGCAAGGUCUACCACUGUGUGGUGCUGGAGUCUGAGGACGAGGAUGACACGGCGCCCAGAUGGAUAGCAGGCGGGGUGCCAGCCCUCUACGUAUUUGAGUGCGUGGAGCUGGAGCUCACCCUGAGGGUGGCACCGGGUGACGAUGCUGAGGAAGAGUCUGACUUUUCCUGCCCCAUCCGACUACACCGGGACCCGCUGUGCCCGCGGCGCUACCACUGCACCCACGAGGCGGGCGUGCACAGCGUGGGCCUCAUCUGGCUGGACAAGCUGCAGACGUUCCUGCACACGGGCGACGACGACAAGGACGGCCUGCCCGAGCUGGCAGCCGAGCGCCGUUGCGCCGUGGAGCACAUCGUGUGCACGCGGCCCCUGGCCAGCAGCCGCCCGGCGCCGGUGCAGGGCUUCCUCAUCGUGGCGGACCUGGCACUGGGCGCCACCAUGAUCUGCGUCAGCGCCUCCUACGAGUGCAUCCUGCUGCCGUUGCUGAGCUCUGUACGGGCACCUUCGCCUCCGCUGCUGUGCACGCAGUCCAACCCGGGCUCGGGCAGCUCGCCCCUGCGCGGCCUGGCGGGGAGCUCCUUUGAGCAGCAUGUCCGCAACAUCCUGGCGAGGGGCUCCGCCAACCCACUACUGCUCAAGGCCGGCGAUGGGGAGCCGUCACCUCAGGAACGCCUUCAACUCCUGAGCCGAGCCACGCAGGUGUUCCGUGAGGAGUACAUCCUAAAGCAGGACAUGGCGCGCGAGGAGCUCCAGAAGCGCGUCAAGCUGCUGCGAGGGCAGCGGGCCAAGCAGCUGGAGGAGAUGGCCCAGUGCCGAGAGGAGCGCCGGAGCCUGCGCGAGACAGCCGAGCGGCUGGCUGACAAAUACGAGGACGCCAAGUACCGGCAAGAGGCCUUGGCCGAGCGCGUCAAGCGCAUGCUGGCCGGCCAGCAGAGCCGCCUGCCCAUCCUGUCCAACAGCGAGAAGGACAUGCGCAAGGAGCUGCAGGCCAUGAGCGAGCAACUGCGCCACCUGGACAUCUGCAUCAAGCAGGUGAAGAUGAAGAUGGAGUACCAGAAGACACAGGUGGACAAGGACGCGCCCUUGGCUGCUGGUGAAGCCCCCGGGCGGGCCUCCAUCUUGCUGAGUGGCCCACAGAAGAAGGUGGUGCAGGACGUGCUUCGAGAAGAAGGCCAGCAGAUCGUGGACAUGAUGAAGAGAGUCAAGGAGAUGUCCUGCCUCAUCGCCAUGAGAAGCUCCGACUUGUAUUUGGACCUCAAGUGAAACGUAGUCCAUGUCACCGACUCUACUUUUGACAGCACUCUAUUUUCUAAUGCCGCAACAUUUUGGAAGCGUCUUUCAAAUGGUUGGAUUUGUUAUAUGUUGGUUAAAAUAUGUUGAAUAAAUUUUUUUCUAGGUUCA